AAUGUUAGUUAGAAUCCACACAUUGAAUGAAAGUCAGCGUAGCAUCAGCAGAAGCAGCAGCAGCAGGAGGCUGUGGUCCCAGAAUAUCUGCAGCCUGCACUCAUCUGACAGCUUGUCGAGCGGCCAGCCGGUGACACUGUAUCCGCACAGAGAGGAGAACGCGUUGGCAGAACAAAGACUCAGAUUGUCGCUGAAACGGGAAGAAGGACAGCGCUGUGCGGGGCAAUGCAGCGGGUCACGCCGCACCUCGUCGCCGGGCUGGUCGCAGCGGUGCUGUCGCUGCUCGCCGAGCAGUGCUGGGCGGACGGCGGGGGCCCCAGCCUCGCCGAACGGGUCAUCUGGGCUGUCAAUGCCGGGGGUGAAACACACGUAGACGUGCACGGGAUUCACUUCAAAAAGGACCCGUUGGAAGGGAAGCUCGGUAAAGCCUCCGACUACGGGGUGCGUUUGCCAAUUCUGCGCUCCAGUCAAGAGGACCAGAUUCUUUAUCAGACGGAGCGCUACAACGAGGACACUUUUGGAUACGAUGUUCCCAUUCGCGAGGAAGGAGACUAUAUACUGGUUAUGAAGUAUGCAGAAGUUUACUUUGCCCAGUCACAGCAAAAGGUGUUUGAUGUCCGUCUGAACGGCCAUGUGGUGGUGAAGGACCUGGAUAUCUUUGAUCGAGUGGGCCACAGCACUGCUCAUGAUGAGAUAGUGUCUUUCUCUAUUCGACGUGGCAAGCUGAGCGUGCAAGGGGAGGUAUCCACUUUCAACGGCAAGCUCACUGUGGAGUUUGUAAAGGGUUAUUAUGACAACCCAAAGGUCUGUGCGCUCUAUGUAAUGAAGGGAACAUUAGAAGAUGUACCAAAACUUCAGCCUCACCCUGGCUUAGAGAAGAAUGAGGAAGACGGGGAAGAAGAGGAAGAUAGUGAAGGAGGCGAGGAAGGAGGCGAGGAAGGUGGAAAGAAAAAGUUGCCAGCAGGUGUGAAGAACAGGGUCCAGUCUGGUCCCCGAACACCAAACCCAUACGCAGCCGACAACAGCAGUCUAAUGUUUCCCAUCCUCGUGGCAUUUGGGGUUUUCAUACCCACACUGUUCUGCCUCUGUCGGCUGUGAGGUCAAACAAGCUGUCAGGAAGACGUUAGGAGGACGAGGAGGACGCAAGACUAUGAAGAGAGAGGGGGAGAGAAGAGGGGAGGGGGUCAAGGUGACAACAUCAGCACAGGUUGAACUGAGGGCUCGUAGAAAAUCGACGACGGCGGUAGGAACAAAAGGAGACAAUAAUUUUUUCGGGAAGCCACCUCAAGAUGGAGAAAAUGCUGCUGGUGAAUUGUACCGGAGGACAGAAAAGGAGAUGUAGGAAGUGUAUACUGUGCGCUUCUUUGUGAAUGUGUUUGGCAUCCACCUCUGCGGACCCUUUUGAACAAUGUUCGUAAUUUUCCACUCAUAAGACUGGGCGGGAUUUACAGAGGCCAGUCCUCACGGUUUGAAACCACAUCUCAGCAGCUAUGGGACGCUCAGGAGUGAUUGGUCUGGGCCCGUUUUAUAAACUAAAAGCAUUGUUUUGUAUUGGGUGUGGCAAGGAAGCACACUUUAACACUCCUGCUGCUCCUGCUCAGCACCUGGUCAUACAUGUUACCUUUUAAUUGGAUAGGCUGCUGCAGAGAAAUAGUUUAAAAGAUUAGAAAACAUGAGUCUGAUGGUUAACGGAAAUGCAAUUGCCAUUUGAAUGCUUUCAUUUUCAAUUUGUUUCUUUUUUUUGUCUGUCCACUCAGAUCUAGUUAGUACUGCCUUGACGUGCCAUCAUCUGUUUGCUGUUCAAUGUUGAAACAUCGAAACGUACACGUGGAAUAAGCUCUUUGGCCGGCAGGAUUAUUUGCUAUCUGCUGUCUUGACUCGGCUUGCCUUUACAGAAAUAUAAAACGGUUUUCACAAAUUAGUUCAUUUGAGUGUUCAUAGAGAAAUGAUUCCUCUACAGUAUCUACCAAUUGUCCUUUUUUUUUUUUAAGGAUUAAUCCAUUUUAAAAGGUGUGAAGAGACAAGUGUGUGAGUCCUGAUUAUCACGUUGCUUUACUUUAGGUCAUCUUUGCUUUCAUUAUUUGUUCAUCGGCGAUGCAUGCCUGCCUUUUUGUUUCACCAAAGAAUGUUUUAGUUUUUUUAAGUUUAGGGAAAAUUGGGGGCUAUUUUAUUAUUUGACAAACCGCUUAAGAAUUAAAUCUGUGAUGUUUGUGGCAAACGGUUAGGUUUAUAAUACACUUAAUAAAAAACACCAUGAAAUUUGUUACGGUUUAUUUAGAGGAACAUAAUGUUCUACAUUUUAAAUCGGGGGGGGGGGUUGUUUUAUUUUUACAUAAUGCUGUGUUGAAUCUGAUUGGACCGUGAACUUCACUCCAUGUUAUCAGACUGAAAGAGAACAAGCCACAGUAGCUCAAUGAUAAUAUAAUAAUUUAGAAUAACCUGUGCCUGUGCUGCAUGUGUUUGAUACAAAGUGUCUCUGUGGCAACCAAAAGUUCAUCCACCUGCAGUGAGAGAAAGCACAACAUUGGUAUCCGUAGAAAACCAAAUGUUUACCAGAUGUUCCAGAUAAAUUUCCACAUUCUUCA
Pleuronectes platessa (European plaice) is the source of this 2585-nucleotide messenger RNA. It is a transcript of the gene mlec, whose product is annotated as malectin. Gene Ontology annotation, molecular function: carbohydrate binding. NCBI's taxonomy places the organism in Eukaryota, Metazoa, Chordata, Actinopteri, Pleuronectiformes, Pleuronectidae. The record is from RefSeq and is a predicted model, not a curated record. The transcript has 6 exons. Gene Ontology annotation, cellular component: membrane. The coding region runs from base 226 to 1098 and encodes 290 amino acids.